AACGUCCACUGAAAAAAAGAAGGAAUAAUUGAGAAAAUGGGGGAGAAGAAGAGAUGGAUUGCCAUGUAUACGAAGCACCUCACACAGAAGCGAAAGGUCUAUCACGAUGGCUUCCUCGAUCUCCACUUCACCAGAAAAAAGGUUUCGCUUCCGAUUAUGUGUUGCUUUAUGAUGAGGCUGAUAAUCUACUCGAAAGCAGGAUGUUAAAAGCAAACGAAGUUGUGGACUCUGGUGAAAGGCUCACGUUUCAAGCAUAUCUUGUCGAUGUAUGCGAACCCUCUAACCCAAGUGAGCACUCGGUUCACCAGCCCAAACCUUUUGCAGUCCUCAGGCCUAAUUUCAAGAAAUCUUCUCCUUAUUCUCAAGAUAAGAAACCAAACCUAGCACAUAGUUUUGCUUCAAAGAAUCUCAGCCCAUCUCACAAAAUGAUUAGAGUAUUCAAAGAGAGAGAACUGCACAAGUUUGCGGCACUAACUCCUGACUCUGUUAUACCAACAUUUGAAGGGACUUUACCUCUUGGCUCAGCUAAUAAUGGAAGCAAUUAUCACCCUCUGAUCAACUCUCCUCGUGAUGGAAAGUCUGGUGCUGAUCUAAGCCGCCGAGAGAAUGAUAAGUACAGCAAGGACGUUAAACCUUUACGUGAUGUAAAUCAAAUACUCUCCAUACUUCAGAGACCGAAUGCUACAGCCACAUGUUCUGACACUAACCCGAAGACGCCAAUGUCCUCAACAAAAGUACCUCAAGAAUCUGAUACCUGCAAAAACAUUAAAGUGGAGCCUAUAUCACCGAGAGCAGCAUCUAGAGAUUCACUUCCCCAGCAGUUCAUGGUCCGAGAAACCUCACCGGCCAAGACAACUGCACGCACAAUGACUCAUCUGAACUCGUCCUCUCCGAGUUUUGACCUUGGAAUAUAAAAAACCCCAAUAUCUCAUUUUACGUAAGUUCUGUGUAACUUUUUCUUUUAUGAAAUGAACUAUAUGGAAACAAAGUUAUGUAGCUU
Messenger RNA from Brassica oleracea var. oleracea, 1000 nucleotides. RefSeq lists its product as uncharacterized. The transcript is spliced from 8 exons. The coding region runs from base 54 to 914 and encodes 286 amino acids. The record is from RefSeq and is a predicted model, not a curated record. Gene Ontology annotation, biological process: double-strand break repair. NCBI's taxonomy places the organism in Eukaryota, Viridiplantae, Streptophyta, Magnoliopsida, Brassicales, Brassicaceae. Gene Ontology annotation, cellular component: nucleus; site of double-strand break.